CUGUCAAAAUUCAAUCUAAAAUUUUAAGGUUAUGUGUAAUUUAAAUUAAAAAAAAACAUUUAUAAUUUUAUAAUUAGAAAUAAGAAUAAUGUCUGAAGAUAACAGUAAUACUCGUACUUUCGAAGAAGUUAAUAACCUACUCUCUCUUGCAAAAUUAAAUGAAGAUGAUUUAAUCCCAGUAUCUCAAGCUGUUUAUUUUUCAUCGAACGUCCACGAAAAUAAUUUAAAAUUUUUACAAUUAGAUAAACACUUAAUGGAAUGUCUAAAAGAAGGCCAAUUAUUAUAUGUAAAAGGAAACCAUGAUGAUAGCGCCGUUAUCUGCACAAAAAGUCGGACCUAUAAUGUAAUUGAAACGGAGACCUCAAAUAGUUUAUUAUUAGCACAAAAUUUAAAGUUUCAAAAAGAUUUUGAUGAUGAAAAAGACAAAAAAAUAUCAACCACUAAAAUUUAUGGGAUUUUUAAUAGUUAUUUAGAAGUUUUACCAGGAAAACCACAUUUAAAAAAUUUAGGAACAUUACUUGAAAGCACAGCUUAUCGAGGUCCUGAAUAUGAGUCAUUAAUAAGGGAUAAAAAAUAUACUUUUCAAGAAUUAUUAGAUACCGUACAAAUUUCUGAAGAUGAAUUAAAAGAAGCUUUAAAAAACAUGCAUUGUAUUACAAUAGAAAAUAUGAUACGAUUACUCGACUUUCAAUAUCAUUUUCGAGUAUUAUCACUAAUGUUGAAUUUUAUCGAGGAAAAUUCUUGGGAAUUAGAUAGGGUAGAUUACGAGGAAACAAGAAAUGAAUUAAACAAUUUAAUUCCAACAGAAAUAUUAGAUUCAGUUUUUGAUUAUUACGCUGAAGAAACUCAAUGUAUCGAUGGAUUACAACUUUAUCGUUAUAAUGAAUACAAAGUGUGUAGAUUCUUUGCAACCGUUUUAUUGUCAAGCGCUGGGAAAUUUAAUUUGGAGGAAUUUUUAACUGCUUGGGGCGAAUCUGUUCCGCCAGGAAUGAUUGUAAAUGAAGAUAUGUUACAUGGUAUUGCUAUUAUUGAUCGGAAAUCAAUUCCACCUGUUAUUCGAGAAUUUAAAGCUGAUGUUUUACCAGAUAAUGUUAUUGAGAGGCUUAAGGUUUUGUUUGAGGUGAAAGAUAAAUGGACCUUUGAAGAAAUCAGUCCUUAUGUUGAAAACUUAACAUCCACUAAUUUUGGCCCUAGUGCUCUUUUGGCUAAACAUACAAGAAUUUCUACUACGGAUGGGGUUAAAUAUUAUUCUUCUAAACAUUCUAGGUAACAUACAUAUAUUAAGUAUUUUUUAAAUUAAAUAAAAUUAAUGAUUUUUUUAAAAA
Molecule: messenger RNA, 1325 nt
Organism: Onthophagus taurus
Lineage: Eukaryota; Metazoa; Arthropoda; Insecta; Coleoptera; Scarabaeidae
Product: sister chromatid cohesion protein DCC1
Biological process (GO): maintenance of mitotic sister chromatid cohesion; mitotic sister chromatid cohesion
Cellular component (GO): Ctf18 RFC-like complex; chromosome, centromeric region; chromatin
Source: RefSeq, a predicted model, not a curated record